Molecule: messenger RNA, 1262 nt
Organism: Populus nigra (black poplar)
Lineage: Eukaryota; Viridiplantae; Streptophyta; Magnoliopsida; Malpighiales; Salicaceae
Product: probable 6-phosphogluconolactonase 1
Exons: 4
Coding region: 67-1038 (323 amino acids)
Biological process (GO): carbohydrate metabolic process; pentose-phosphate shunt
Molecular function (GO): 6-phosphogluconolactonase activity
Source: RefSeq, a predicted model, not a curated record
UAUUUAAUAUUAUUAUUAUUAAUUACUAAAUUGUUGAGCACUUGAUUUACAUUUUGAGGUAGAUAGAUGUGUAAUGGGAACAGAGGAGAGGAUCUAGCAUUUGAGAGAUUUUCUCUUCUAUUUAUUUACAAAAGAGACAGAAUUUCCUCAGUUUCCCUGUCUAUUUUUAUCCGUUUACUUUUGUGUUUGUGUUUUGUCACGAUCAUUGGAUGCACGUGGAAACCCAGAAGUUGGAUGGCUCAUUCUGGGGUACAUAAAGAUAGAGGGGAGUUGAGGAUUCAUGAGAAUUUGGACGAGCUUGGCACUGAUUUGGCAGAAUAUAUUGCUGAAUUAUCAGAGGCAUCGGUGAAGGAGAGGGGUGUCUUUGCCAUUGCCAUAUCUGGUGGUUCUCUCAUUGGCUUGAUGGGGAAACUUUGUGAAGCUCCUUAUAACAAGACUGUAGACUGGGCUAAAUGGUAUAUAUUUUGGGCGGAUGAACGGGUGGUAGCCAAAACUCAUGCUGAUAGCAACUAUAAGCUGGCAAAGGAUGGUCUUUUGUCCAAGCAGGUACCUGUUGUACCCAGUCAUGUGAAUUCUAUCAAUGAUUCAGUGUCAGCAGAGGAGGCUGCUGACGACUAUGAAUUUCAUGUUCGACAGUUAGUGAAAACACGAACAAUUAAUGUGUCUGAUAUUAGUGACUGCCCCAAGUUUGACCUCAUCCUUCUUGGAAUGGGCUCUGAUGGUCAUGUUGCCUCACUAUUCCCUAACCACCCUGUGCUUGACGAGAAAGAUGAGUGGGUUACUUUUAUUACUGACUCCCCCAAAUCCCCACCGGAGAGGAUCACCUUCACUUUGCCUGUCAUCAACUCAGCAUCCAAUGUGGUUGUGGUCGUGACAGGCGAGAGCAAAGCAGAGGCUGUACACUUGGCAAUUGAUGACGUGGGAGCUGACUGCCUGUCAUUGCCUGCACGGUUGGUCCAGCCAACAAAAGGGAAGUUGGCGUGGUUUUUGGACAAGCUGGCUGCCUCAAAACUUGACGGUUCUCAGUUUUCUGAGUAGGGUCAAGCUAUUACUGUCAAUGUGUAUGUUUGUAUGUAGUGGACGUACUCAACACCUGUGGAUCCUUUUCUUUCCUAUGACAACCCCCUCCCCCCCGUUUGCUUUGGGUUAAAUUCUCCAUUUUGGCCUUUAUUCUCUCUUCUUUAUUUAGAGGAGUUGGAGAAGUGUGAUUAUCCUUUUUGUAUGAAGAAUAAAGUUGGGGCCUCAGUGCAAAAGCUUUUUCU